Colletotrichum siamense is the source of this 3498-nucleotide messenger RNA. RefSeq names its product Kinesin-like protein bimC (gene bimC). Gene Ontology annotation, biological process: mitotic spindle assembly; microtubule-based movement. Lineage: Eukaryota; Fungi; Ascomycota; Sordariomycetes; Glomerellales; Glomerellaceae. The transcript is spliced from 4 exons. The coding region runs from base 1 to 3498 and encodes 1165 amino acids. Gene Ontology annotation, molecular function: ATP binding; microtubule binding; plus-end-directed microtubule motor activity. Gene Ontology annotation, cellular component: spindle microtubule; nucleus. The record is from RefSeq and is a predicted model, not a curated record.
AUGAGCUCCAGACGGGAGCUGACGAGGACGGCCUCGUCGAACCUCCGCACCGCCGCCGCCAGUCGCACGAGCGUGCGCCCGACGACGACCAGAACCUCCAACCUGCGUUACCAGAGCGGCCCUUCGAAAAUCGACAGGAGCCGCGCGACCUCGCCUGCAGAGUCUGUCGCGUCCACAGCCACGACCGCGACGAAGCGCAAGGAGCGCGACUACGAGUACGAGGCUCCCGGCGGUGGGACCAACAUCAGCGUCGUCGUCAGAUGCAGAGGCCGCAAUGAGCGCGAGGUUCGCGAGAACAGCGCCCAGGUCGUCCGCGCAGACGGCGCGAAGGGCGAGAACAUUGAAUUGUCCCUCGGUGCCAACGCCCUCAGCAACAAGACAUACAACUUUGACCGCGUCUUCUCCGCCGCGGCGGACCAGACUAUGGUCUUCGACGAUGUCGUCAAGCCUAUCCUGGAGGAGAUGCUUGCCGGCUUCAACUGCACUAUUUUCGCCUACGGCCAGACGGGCACUGGCAAGACCUACACCAUGUCUGGUGACAUGACCGAGACUCUGGGUCUCUUGAACGACAACGCCGGCAUUAUCCCAAGAGUUCUUCACGCCCUAUUCAACAAACUCGAGGUCGACGAUACAGAGAGCUGCGUCAAGUGCUCUUUCAUUGAGCUCUACAAUGAAGAGCUCCGCGAUCUGAUCUCCGUCGAAGAGGACCGCCACAAGCUUAAGAUCUACGACGACACAUCAAGGAGGGGCCAUGCAACCACCGUCGUCCAGGGCAUGGAGGAGAGGCACAUCAAGACCGCGAGCGAGGGUAUCAAGGUUCUCCAGGGUGGAAGCUUGAGGCGUGAGGUCGCAGCCACCAACUGCAACGAUCUCAGUAGUCGAAGUCACACCGUAUUUACCAUCACCGCCUAUGUCCGCAAGAAGGGCGAAGACGGAGAGGAGGACUACGUUAGUGCCGGCAAGCUGAACUUGGUCGAUUUGGCCGGUAGCGAAAACAUUCAGCGAUCCGGUGCCGAGAACAAGCGCGCCGCUGAGGCAGGCUUGAUCAACAAGAGUCUGCUGACUCUUGGCCGAGUCAUUAAUGCUCUGGUCGACCGCAGCCAGCAUAUUCCCUACAGAGAGUCCAAGCUCACUCGACUUCUCCAAGACUCUCUUGGUGGACGAACAAAAACAUGCAUCAUUGCGACGAUUUCGCCUGCCAAGAGCAACCUCGAAGAAACAAUUUCCACACUCGACUAUGCUUUCCGCGCCAAAAACAUUCGCAAUAAGCCGCAGCUUAACGCCAUGAUCAAUAAGAAGAUGCUGCUUAGGGACUUUGCAACGGAGAUCGAGAGGCUGAAGAGCGAGCUGAUUACUACUCGGCAGCGCAACGGUGUCUACCUCUCCAACGAGUCCUACGAGGAGAUGACUGCCCAAAGCGAGUCGCGACGCAUUGUUGUGGAGGAGCAGGCGGCCAAGAUGGAGACCCUCGAGAACAAUUUGAAGAACAAGGUCCAAGAACUCUUUGCUCUUACCUCGAGUUUCAUGGGCCUGAAGAAGGAUCAUGAAGGCACCAAGGCUGAGCUCGAUGAGACACAGGGUGUUCUUGACCAGACGGAGCUUGUUCUGGCGGCGACUCGCAAGAGCCUGUCUGAGGAGACACACAUUCGCAAGGCCCACCAAGAGACCGAAGAGAAGCUGGCCGAGGUCGGUGGCGAGUUGAUUGCCACUCUGCAAAAGACUGUCAGCGACGUCGACGGACUCCGAGCCAAGAACAAGCGCAAGUCUGACCUUCAGUUCAUCAACCGUAGCGCCUGGGGCACUGCCCAAGCCGAGGUCUCUGAGGUGACGAGCAUUGUUGAGCAGAGAGUCCAGAGCUUCCAGAACAAGCAGCGGGAGAACAUCUCGGGGGUUUCUGAGCGCAUGAACGCCUUCGUCAGCGAGGAGUUGAAGAAGCUGUCCGAUACUCAGAAGUUCUUGGAUGAGCAGCUGGAGUCGUUCACCGAGUCAAGGAGGGAGCUCCUGGAGCAGAAGGAGAAGUCCAAGGAUGAGAUGGACGACGUCCUUGAGGAGAUCAAGGUUGUUCGUGACCACGUCAAGGAGCGAGUAGGCGACAGCCUGCAGGCGAUUGCCGGUGCUGCCGAGCGCAUCGCUGCGGACGUUCUCAGUGAGCUGGACACCUUCCACAGCCAGCUCCACUCUUCAUACAGCUCUCUGGGCAAGGAGUUCAAGGGCAUUUUUGAGGACCUCAUGAAGCACAUUACCGAGCAGCGAAGUGAAUCUGAUAGACUCAGACAGCAGCUCCAAGCCGCCACCAACACCGUUGUUGAGCAGAAUGCAAACAUCUCUGAUCAGAUGCAACAGGUGUUGGAAGACGAGAGGAAGCAAGCUGCGCAAGACCGCCAGAACCUGCUUGCUCAGAUCACUACUCUCAUCAACGCACAGGCCGAGACUCAGGAGACUCGCCUGGCUGAGAAGACUUCUCAGCUGCAGCGUAGUGUCCUGGACUCGAAUGUGGCUCUACUGGAUAGCGUCACCCAGUAUUCUGAGGACAUGGACAUCUGGGACUCCAAGGAGGGCCAACUUCUGGAAGAUGUUGCCAAGUCCCGUGACACGAUGAAGAAUAAGUUGAAGGAUGACUGGAAUACCGCAAACGAUCACAGCACCACUAUCCAGGAGACCACGAAGUCGGUCCACGCCGAGACCGUCCGUGUUGUCGACGAACAGCUCAAGGAUCUGGACGUCCAGAUGGAAUCUUUGGAUGCGUUCGUCACCCGCGCCCGCUCCGAGAACGCGUCGCACCACGAGAAGCACGGCGAGUCUAUGGAAGGCUUGUCAUCAACCGUCGAGCAGUCAUUUGGCAACAUCUCCAACCACUUCAAGGUCACCUUCGACCGUGUUAAGGACCUUGGAGAGGAGAUGGAGACCGAGACUGAAGAGAUGCAAGAUGGUCUGGAGCCGCUCACCCAGGAGCUGUGCAAGCCGUUGAGCAACCUCCGCAAGGACAUCGAGUCGACCAACAUCAAGGAGUACCAGCCCACUGGCGCGACCCCCAUGAAGAUGCAGUACCAGUACCCGACCAACCUUCCCCGGACCGAAGCGCACGAAGCCCUCCUGGCCAACAUGAAGGACGAAUCCACCCCAACCAAGCCAGUCAGCGAGUCGAUGGUCUUUUCGGACAUUGACAACCCAGACCUCCACCGCUCGCCGCCGGCGCGCCAGUCGACCCGUAUGUCGACCCUCAGCAUGAUUUCGGAGAUGCCCCCUUUUACAAUGAGUCUGCGGGAAGUCAACCCUAACACGACUAGCAACCUUACCUUCGACCCCUCGGCGAGCAUAAUGUCCAUCAACGAGAACACGGCCCCGCUCCUCUUCAACAAGCGCACCUCGACCAGGUUCCAGAGCAAGGGCCCGCGCAAGCAGACCAGCUUGCUCCCCAUCGAAGGCCGGGAGAACGUGCCUCCGUCAUCGUUCUCUCAGAGUCUGGGACCUCGCAGGAAGAGCCCCCGUUUGAAUUAA